This is a messenger RNA of Neodiprion virginianus, 3867 nucleotides long. RefSeq lists its product as uncharacterized. Lineage: Eukaryota; Metazoa; Arthropoda; Insecta; Hymenoptera; Diprionidae. The record is from RefSeq and is a predicted model, not a curated record. The transcript has a single exon. Gene Ontology annotation, biological process: DNA integration. Bases 1 to 3867 code for a protein of 1288 amino acids. Gene Ontology annotation, molecular function: nucleic acid binding.
AUGGUGCUGCUAGCUACUGCACAAGCUCUUCUCAUCUCGCCUACUCGACUUGCACAUCCAGUACGAAUGCUGAUUGACCCAGGCUCAGAACUCACGCUUAUCGCCCAACAGCUUACUCUCCUGCUUGGUCUCAUGCCCUCUGAUUCUCGCAUUCCAAUCAUUGGAGUCGGAAACGUGCCGUCAGGAUCAACAAAGGGUACUGUUGAAAUAUCUCUACGCUCUACGCACUCUGACGACCAGGUCAAUCUCCACGCGCACGUACUGCCAUCUCUCACUGUCGAGCUGCCUCCAGUCACUAUCUCCAGUCAAUCCUGGCCUCACAUCGCCGAUUUGGAUCUUGCUGAUCCAGAACACCUAUCACCAGGUCGAAUUGACAUACUCGCCGGAGCAGACUCGUAUGGCCUGAUAAUCAAGCCUGGAGUAAGAGCUGGACAACCAGGUCAGCCUAUUGCGAUUCAGACAAUCUUCGGAUGGGCUGUUCUUGGACCUAUUACUCAAUCGCCUCACUCAUCGCCUGCGCAUCAACAUCAUCUUAUCUCCAAUUCACAUCUACACGAGCUCGUAACAAGAUUUUGGGAGGUCGAGGAAGUUCCAUCGACUCACCAGGAAUCUCUCAGCGCUGAAGAAGCUGAGUGCGAGGCUCACUUCAUCGCAACGCACUCUCGCGACAGCUCAGGUCGCUACAUCGUGCGUUUGCCAUUCAAAUCAAAUGCUCCGCCUCUUGGACACUCGAAAGGCAUCGCACAACGCUCGCUAGCUCGACUACUAAAUCGCCUAUCGCAUCAACUUGAACUUCAUCGACUGUACCAAGACUUCCUCAACGAGUACGAGUCUAUGGGUCACAUGGAGAAAGUCCAGCCUCAAAACACUUCCACGGACGGAUAUUACUUGCCUUAUCACGGCGUAAUGCGCAAUAAUAAGAUCCGAGUAGUGUUCAACGGCUCCUCCAAGACCACUUCAGGUUACACGGUCAACGACCUCCUGCUGCACACUGGUCCUAAAACCCAGAAUGACAUCUUUGACGUGCUGCUCUACGUCAGACGUCAUCACUACAUCUUCACAACAGACGUCGUGAAAAUGUUUCGCCAAAUCUCAGUGCAUCCAGACGAUCGCAAGUAUCAACGCAUCCUCUGGGUUGACGAGAAUUCUCGUAUCCAGGAGUAUGAGCUCACGACAGUUACCUACGGUACCAAGCCUGCUCCGUACCUCUCAGGCCGCGCGCUGCAGCAAUUGCUGCUCGACGAAGGUCAUCUGUUCCCUCUCGCAAAGGAACCCUUCGAACAAGGCAGCUACGUUGAUGAUGUCACUGGCGGUGCUGAUGAUCUCGACUCGCUAAACGCCAUCGCUACUCAAGUUGAAGAGAUGUGCCUACGGGGAUGCUUCCCACUGUCAAAGUGGAAAAGUAAUCACCCGGACUUCUUUAAACUUCAUUCAUCUCCAUCAUCCUGCUCCGAGACUCAUGAAUUCAGCGAGUCAUCCUCCAAGAUACUUGGUCUCACCUGGCAAUGCGCUCCAGAUCUGCUCAAGUUCACCGAUCAGUCGGUACAAAGACCAGCCAUCACCAAACGCACAAUCCUGUCUGAGACAGCUCAAUUGUUUGACCCUCUAGGGUUAAUAUCACCAGUCGUAGUUCGUGCUAAGGUGCUGAUGCAAGAUCUCUGGCAAGAAAAGGUCGGAUGGGACGAUCAACUCACUCCGCAGAUUAUUCAUCGCUGGAUGACAUUCCGCCAGGAACUCUCUCAGCUCUCGCAACUAGCAAUCCCUCGCUGGCUGCAACUUCGCUCUGACGACACGGAAGUCGAAAUCCACGGCUUUUUGGACGCAUCACUAGCUGCAAUGGCAGCUGUUGUCUACGUCAAAGUCUCAACUCCUGGGGAAUCAUCAAAGGUGACUCUGGUCUGCUCCAAGACACGAGUUGCGCCCCUGAAUCGCCUAACAAUACCACGAUUGGAGCUUUCAGCUGCACUGCUCUUAUCAAAACUCAUCAAGCGAGUUCAAUCGACUCUCCAACUCAAUCAUGCUCAUGUUACCUUGUGGACAGACUCCUCAGUAUCCCUCGCUUGGAUCAACAGUGACGCAAUGCGUUGGAAGGAGUUCGUGAAGAACUGGGUUCAAGCUAUCCAGACAACUACACCUGAUGCCACGUGGAAGUUUGUCUCAGGGAAGCACAACCCCGCAGACUGCGCCUCUCGAGGCCUGACACCCUCGCAACUUAUCACACACAAUCUCUGGUGGUCAGGACCCGACUGGCUCACUGAAUCACCACGCCUCUGGCCUUCGUUCGCCGCUCCGACUGAUCAACCAGCUGAUGACGAAGUUCGACCAAGUGCUGUACUCACCACGAUUGCUCCGAAAUUACCGUUUGAAACUUUAUUCGACAAAGACAUCAGUCUCACGAAGCUUCUACGCAUCACAGCUACAAUUCAACGCGCAGCAGCAUGUUUCAAGCGAACACCAGCAUCAAAUCUCACAGCAUCACCGUUGAACCCAGCUGAUCUGCAAUUCGCGCUCACGUUCUGGAUCAGAGCUACGCAGCAAGUUCACUUUGCCAGCGAAAUUCGUGCAAUUUCCCAAGGCAAAGCACUAGCAAAAUCGCACCCGCUCACCAGACUCACUGCCUGGAUCGAUCAAACCGGUCUGUUACGAGUUGGUGGACGCCUGCAAAAUGCUCAGCUGGAAGAAGAUGCCAAAAAUUCUCCAAUUCUACCCCGAGAAUCGAGAAUCACUACGCUCUGCAUCUCCAACGCACACACUCGCACCAUGCACGGUGGUACGCAGCUCACACUCAACUACGUACGCCGAUACUGCUGGAUACUUGGUGGUCGCGCUCUUAUCAAGCAUCACAUUCAUCACUGCGUCACCUGCGCCAGGAUACGCGGAACACGCGCUCAACAACGCAUGGGACAACUUCCAGCUACACGUGUCACACCAUCACUUGUCUUCGAACAUACCGGAGUCGACUACGCAGGCCCAGUGUCUCUCAAGUUCUUCCAGGGGCGUGGCACGCGCUCAUACAAAGCGUGGAUCGCAGUGUUCGUGUGUUUUUCAACCUCUGCUGUUCACUUGGAGCUUGUCACCGAUUACACCGCCCACGGUUUCCUGAAAGCCUUCAGACGCUUCACUGCACGACGCGGCAUCUGCAAGACGCUCACCAGUGACUGCGGAACCAACUUCCAAGGCGCCUACGUCAUCCUGAAACGACUGCUUGCUGGUUCCACCGAAGAAUCAAAGCAUUUACAGCAACUCAUCGCUAAUGACGGCACCAAAUGGAAGUUUAAUCCACCAGUAGCUCCUCACAUGGGUGGCAAAUGGGAAGCUGCCGUGAAAUCCAUUAAACACCACCUCUCUCGCACCAACUCAGACAAGAUCCUCACGUACGAGGACUACUCUACGCUACUGACUCAGGUUGAAGCAGUGUUGAACUCUCGACCCCUCAGUGCUCUGUCCGAAGAUCCAGACGAUCUCAUCGCCCUUACGCCUGGACACUUCAUCCGAGGAGCAGCUCUCACCACGAUACCUGAGCCAUCACUUCUCGACACGCCUCACAACCGACUACCAAGGCUGGAAGAGAUUCAACAAAGGUUCCAACUGUUCUGGUCUCACUGGUCAGACGCCUGCCUGAAAUCUCACCAGACCAUUUUCAAGUGGAACACCACAUUCCACGACAUCAACGUCGGAUCGCUCGUCUUACUCUCAGACGAACGCUAUCCACCGUCAAAAUGGCCGUUGGGACGCGUCACGCACAUUCACCCAGGCAAAGAUGACCUGACGCGCGUCGUCACCAUCGAGACUGCUACAUCGACGUACACGAGACCUAUACACAAGUUGGUACUCCUUCCGAUCCCGAGGCACAAGGGAGAUCUUUAA